Messenger RNA from Aricia agestis (brown argus), 2466 nucleotides. Its product is annotated as radial spoke head 10 homolog B-like. NCBI's taxonomy places the organism in Eukaryota, Metazoa, Arthropoda, Insecta, Lepidoptera, Lycaenidae. The record is from RefSeq and is a predicted model, not a curated record.
AUGUUUUUCAUGGAAAUAUUCUCGAAAAUUAAAAGAAUAUUCGCUCUGCUUACGGUCGCCUGUACGUUCAGCUCCUGCCUCGGGAAUGAAGGGAAGGACAAACACUUGCACCACAUAGACAUACCCAUAGAGGCCAUGGAGGCGAUGAGCUCGGCGUCCAGCUCCGACCUGAAGGAGGAGAAGCCGGCUCCCGCCUGGAAACUCUGGAGACCCUGGAAAUUCUGGCAAUGGGGUCGUACUUUAAUAAGCGAGGGAUUCUCUAGCUCUGGCGACAUGGUGCAGAGUGCCUCCAGAAGACUGCACAAUCUUGGAACUCGGGCAGUGGAUUGGGGAUUUCGUCGCCUAUUGUACGAGUCCCCCUGUGGAAAGAGACUGUCGGCGAUAGCAGUUGUAGAGAAUCCGCUGCUGCCUGCUAAUAAGCAGAUGUUGCUGAUUGGGUCGCAGGCUGGUCCGGUGGCCCAGCACCAAGCGAAGAGACGCUGGUGGAUUCUAGAAGCAAAAGAAUCAAUAGUGUGUUGCUGGGUAACUGGUGUCGAGAGUGACGAUGAUGAGUCAAAGAGCGAAACACAAAGCGAAUCCUCCAUCGUGCACUCAACAGCUGAAUCACCGCACACGAGCAGUUUAUUGCUAGCAAGUACAAAAGGAACAGUACAUUUUAUAAACGGUAAUUUAUACGAAGGGAAUUUACUUAAGAAUCGUAUGCAUGGGGACGGGUGUUUCCAGUGGGCAGAUGGUACAAUAUAUCGGGGACAAUUCAAAGAUAAUCGCAUUACUGGAACAGGAAUUAUAGAAUUUAAAAACAAUACUUGGUACGAGGGUGAGUUUCUGAAUAACGUUCGUCACGGCAGGGGCCUGUACGUGGACUCGGGCAAACAACAGGCGUACUACGGCCACUGGAGUGGAGGAGCCAAGAAUGGACAAGGAGUCAUGUAUUACACUAAAACAUUCCAAAACUCAUACGAAGGAGAAUGGCGUGAUAAUUUGCGCCAUGGAUCCGGAUUGCGGAGAUACUGCUCUAAAAGCGGCUACGAUGGAGAUUGGAACAGUAACAUUCGCGAAGGGAAUGGCUUAAUGAUAUGGCCAAAUUCAGAUAUGUUUGAAGGAGAAUGGAAGAAUAAUUUAAUGUGCGGUGACGGUAAAUAUAUUUGGAGCUCUUUUCGCAACGACUCCAUGUCUCUACCGGCUCUAUGCGUGUACCGGGGUAGCUGGGAGGGCGGUCUGCGCAACGGACGAGGAGUUGUUGACUUCGGCUUCGGGACGGGCUCAGGCUAUAGAGGACAAUUCAAAAGUAACAGAAAGAACGGCACUGGACAACUAGUAACGAACAACGGAAUACUACAAGAUGUUCAGUUCCUUGAUGAUAAUAUCGCCACACUAAAAUAUAAGGACGACACCGUCGAUACUCUAAACGUGGAAGAGAAUAAGAAAGCUAUAGAUAUGUGCAAAGAACUGGAACUUGACUAUCACGUGCGAAACACUUUUCAAGUCUGUGCCGUUUUUAGAGAUAAUAAAGUCAUUAAAGAAUAUCUGGAAGCUAAUUAUAAUAUAACAAAGGAACAUAACGAUGUCGUAACAGAUUUUAAGGAGCUGAUGGAAUUUGAAAUUAGCUGUUUACGUAAAUCGCUGAUGUAUUACCAAGCAGAGCUGAAACGUAUUUACCAUAUGUAUGCUACAGUCUGUAACGAGAAGGGAAUUGACUUUGAGAAGACAGUGUUGAUAAGACUUUAUUUGUGGCAAAUGUAUUAUGACUGUAGAAUCCACAAUAAAGGAUUGACUUUGCACGAAAUCGACGAACUUCUGGGAAGAAAUAAGAAAUGGCAGGCAAAGGAGGUGCACGACCCAUUCGAAGAGAUUUACUUUUGGCAAUUCCUUCAUAGUUUGAUAUCUGUAGCGACCCAUAUUUACGGCAAAAAAUACAUAGCGAAUAGAAAACCUGACUCUGUUCUUGCAAGCGCUUUUAGACAAUUUAUAGAUAACGACGUCUUGCCACAAGUUGGCAAAAAAAGAGGAAAGUUUGCAAACGGCUACGGUAGAGUUAUACCUCUGAAAAACUUGUAUAAAAUUUAUCUCAGCCUCGACAGCCCGUGUAUUUUACGCUCCUUAAUCUGUAAGAUAUUCCAGGAAGAUAAAUGUAAGGAGACGAAUAAUACAGAUACUCGGAAAAUAUUCAGAGGAAAUAAUGCCUACAUUUAUGAUAAUGAGGUGUCAUUUCUUUUCGAUAAUAUUGCGUCCUACGCUUUCGACGUGGACUUGGUUCCUAAGAGUUGGGAUCUCUCGUGCCUCAACAACGUGCCCCCCAAGACGGCCAUUGAAAUAUUCUCAAAAAUAUUCCCUCAAAUAACCGAUGCGAAGAAAGUUAUGAUCUUGGAGACGAAGUUAACAUUUUUCGAAUUUUUCGAAGCUUUCAUCGCAAUGGUCGAGGAGAGUGUAAAAUUGGCAGAAAUUGCUAAUUUUAGUUUCGUCUAA